Sycon ciliatum is the source of this 1611-nucleotide messenger RNA. RefSeq lists its product as uncharacterized. Gene Ontology annotation, molecular function: nucleic acid binding. Gene Ontology annotation, biological process: DNA integration. Lineage: Eukaryota; Metazoa; Porifera; Calcarea; Leucosolenida; Sycettidae. The record is from RefSeq and is a predicted model, not a curated record. The transcript has a single exon. The coding region runs from base 1 to 1611 and encodes 536 amino acids.
AUGGUCUUUGAUGAUGCUUCACGCACCAAGUACGUAGCAGCCAGUGAUCUCAGCAUCGCAGAGAAGAUCAUCAUCAGACAACACCAACGACAGAACUUCACGGAUGCGUUCAAAGUUAUAGACAGCGGUACUCGUCACCCCCUUCAAGACCAGCUCGGACUUCGCCUGGAUGCUGAAGGACUGCUAAGAUGCCAUGGAAGGCUAGACAAUGCUCAGCUACCUGAAGAUGCGACUCGCCCUAUGCUGAUAUCCCGACACAGUAAGCUAAGUACUCUGAUCAUCCGGGAAGUUCAUGCGCGUCUCAUUCAUGCCGGAGUGUCUCACACACUUGCCCAGAUUCGACAGAAGUACUGGCUUCCACAAGGGCGAGCUGCUGUGAAAGCCGUUCUGAGUAAAUGUGUCAUUUGUCAGAAACACGAAGGGCAACCGUUCCGUCUACCCCAGAUGCCACAGCUACCAGCAGAACGAGUACAGCAGUCUCAUCCAUUUCAGUACAUCGGCCUCGACUAUCUCGGCCCAUUCAGCGUCAACAUCAGCAGUACAACACAGAAGGUAUGGGUGUGCCUCUUCACCGGUAUGGCAACCCGUGCGGUUCAUUUGGAAGUAGUGAUGGGAUUAACAACGGCCCAGUUCGUCAACUGUUUGAAACGAUUCAUUGCCAGGCGAGGACGACCUGACAAGAUCAUCUCAGACAAUGCGCCACAGUUCAAGUUGGCACAGACGUACCUCCAUCAGAAGUGGAAAAAGAUCCUAACCUGCCCUGAGCUGGCCUGCUACCUUGCAGAACACAAGGUAACCUGGGUUUUCACCACUGAGUUUGCACCGUGGCAAGGCGGUUUCUAUGAGCGACUAGUUGGUCUGGUGAAGCGAGCUUUCCACAAAGACAUUGGCCGCAAUCGAUUCACCUACGAGCAAUUCAACACAAUCACAACGGAAGUUGAGGAAAUGCUCAACACACGCCCAUUGACGUAUGUACCGUCAGAGUCGACAGAUGGAAUCAUCACGCCAAACGACUUCAUUGCCCUAACUCGCUCACUGCGACUUCCUGACGAUAUCCAGUCAGAUGACUACAUGCCCCAACGAGAUCCAGUCGCUACUAUUACGUCGCUGCAGAAGAAGCAGCAAGCUGCACUGGACACGUUCUGGAAGUUGUGGAGAAAUGACUAUAUCCUUGCACUUCGCAGCCGACAGCCAAUCAACCAUCGUCUCAGGAGGAGCCGAACCACUGAUCCCAAGAUUGGCGACAUGGUCAUGAUCAAGAACGACCAGCUACCACGUGGAAUGUGGAAGAUGGGAAAAAUCAGAGAACUGCAUGACAGCGCGCAGGACGGCAAGACUCGUUCGGCGACAGUACAGACGACCAACUCCAUCCUGAACCGACCGAUCAACCACCUCUACCAGCUAGAAGUGACCGCAACGGAGGAGAAGGAAAACGCUGAUGUCAUCGACAACGGCAGCACUGAUGUCAUCGACAACGGCAGCACUGAUGUUGCUAGCAGCAGGCCUCAGCGCAUGGCCGACCAGAAGGCAAAGGAAAGGCUCAAUGCACAAAUGCAGGCUGAGCUGGUGUCUGUAGCUUUCACCUUUGUUUCUACGUAUGUAUGUAUGUAG